Molecule: messenger RNA, 912 nt
Organism: Drosophila hydei
Lineage: Eukaryota; Metazoa; Arthropoda; Insecta; Diptera; Drosophilidae
Gene: Nse1
Product: non-structural maintenance of chromosomes element 1 homolog
Exons: 2
Coding region: 177-875 (232 amino acids)
Biological process (GO): double-strand break repair via homologous recombination; DNA damage tolerance
Cellular component (GO): Smc5-Smc6 complex; nucleus
Molecular function (GO): ubiquitin-protein transferase activity
Source: RefSeq, a predicted model, not a curated record
UAAACAUUGCAUUUAAAUUAUUGUGCGAAAUCGCAUAUACAAAUACUUAUCAGCCAUAAGUGGUUAUCAAUGCAGCCCUGGUUAGGCGCGUCGCUUUACUUACCUACCGUACUUUUGCAUUUUAUCAAACUUUUCGUGCUUACCAAAGACAAAGUUGUUAUUAAUUAAAUGAUAACAUGGAAAUAGUCAAACGAACAUUUUUACGUGCUUGUAUAAAUCACAGCUGCCUUGAUCAUGAUCAAAUUGAUAAGAUAUUAACACCGCUCUGUGAACAGCAUCAAGUGACAAAACCCGCGAACCAAGAGGCUUUACACGAAUUCGUUAAGAGCAUAGAAAACACAAUAAAGGAGCUUAGUCAAUCGCUGAAAUUUAUGAUUCAUCCAAUAACUGGCAAGGAGUAUUUGGUGUUUGCCAUCACGGAUGCAACACCUGAUAAACAGAAUCAUCCUGGUCUGACGACAGAGGAAUGUCUCUAUUUUUCCAAUCUGUUGGAGAAACUUGGCCAGCAUGAAGACUGCCACAUAGCCUGGAACGAGGCGUAUUCUGACUUGGAUUUUAAAGGCUCAGCCAAGCCGCCCAAGAAGCUGCGCAUGCAGACACUACUUCAAUUAUGGACCGAAAUGGGCUACUUUCUGGAGUCGGGCGACAGACUCUAUCUGGGUCCACGCAGCAUCGUCGAGUUCGAAUUUUAUUUGCGCUCCAACUUUGCGGACACGAUCAAGGAAUGUGCCCUCUGCAAACAGCUGGUGCUUUGGGACAUUAAGUGCACAGAUUGUGGCACUAAAAUCCAUAGAAUUUGCAUACGAAAAUAUUUGCGUACCCGCUCCAACUGCCCCACCUGUGGCAACAAGUGGUCCACGCGUCUUAGUCAGUAAGAGAAUUAGCAAAUAUUAAGUUUAAUUUAGGAAUAUG